AUGUGGCUGAAAGCGUUCAGUAUAGCCGUAUUGGCGUUAUGUGCUGGAGCGGCAGCGUCGAAUUUGGACCGUUAUGAAGGCUACAACAAAUACACAGUCUUCCACGAUGGCGAAGAUGCCUUCAACUAUCUUGUCGAUUUACAAACAGAAUCAACAGAACUGGACUUUUGGCUGCUAACACGCAAUAUGUCCGUCGUCACAGUAUCACCGACAGAGCAAUCCACAUUUGAGGCGCGCUUGAACGAAUUGAAUGCACAAUUCGUGGCUAAGCCGCUGAUGGAGGAGAUGUUUGCUUUCAAUGAAACACUCGGUGCCUGUGAGGGUUCUGAAUGUGAGCUAAAUCGCCCAAGACGACAGGCGCGCGGCUUCUUCUCGCACUUUCCGCGCUACUCAGAAGUCUUAAAUUAUAUGAGCGCUUUGGCUGCUCGCCACCCGCAAAAUUGCCGCUACGAAUCGCUUGGUCGCUCCUCUGAGGGUCGCCACAUAGCGGCGCUCUCCAUAUCGCUCAACAGCCGAGUGCGUGAUCGUCGUGUGGCCUACAUACAGUCGGCGACACACGGACGUGAGUGGAUUACACCGCUAACUGUGCUUUAUUUGGCCAAUGAACUGUUGAACAAUUUGCGCGCAUUCCAAAGGGUGUUGCAAGAUGUCGAAAUUUAUUUGGUGCCACUGGUCAAUCCUGAUGGUUAUGAGUACUCCUUCACGAAUGAUCGCUUUUGGCGCAAGAAUCGUCAUCGCUACGGUGGUCGCUCCUGUGCUGGUGUGGAUAUCAACCGCAACUUCCCGAACAACUGGAACUAUAAUGGCGCCAGUCAAAAUCUUUGUUCCGAAGUCUAUUCCGGCACUGGUCCCACAUCGGAGCCUGAGACAGCGGCAGUCGCACGUUAUUUGGAAUACAAUCGCCAUCGCGUGAAACUCAGCUUGGAUGUGCACUCGUUUGGCAAGUUCUUGUUCUAUCCUUACGGUUAUUCGAGGAAUGCCGUUGCCCCCACCCGCAACCUGCUGCAUUCGGUUGCUCAACGCGCCGCCAACCAAAUCGCCAAAUACCGUGGCACCCAUUACACUGUCGGCACUUCGGCUAGCAUACUUUACGAGGCUUCUGGCGGUUUAGACGAUUAUGCUUAUGGCAACUUGGGCAUCCCCAUGUCCUUCACGGUCGAGUUGCCCGGUGAGAACUUCCAAGUGGCGCCAUCCGAUAUCAUUCACAUCUGCAAGGAGACAUUCGCCGGCUUCAUCGAGUUUAUUCGACACGUUAGCUUGUAUUAGUGUAAGAGAGGGGGGACUGUUCGGCGUGUUCUGCAGUCGUGUUGAAUGUUAAUUACUUAAGUAAUGCAAUUUUUU
Messenger RNA from Bactrocera tryoni, 1341 nucleotides. Its product is annotated as carboxypeptidase B. The transcript is spliced from 7 exons. The coding region runs from base 1 to 1266 and encodes 421 amino acids. Gene Ontology annotation, molecular function: metallocarboxypeptidase activity; zinc ion binding. The record is from RefSeq and is a predicted model, not a curated record. NCBI's taxonomy places the organism in Eukaryota, Metazoa, Arthropoda, Insecta, Diptera, Tephritidae. Gene Ontology annotation, biological process: proteolysis.